AUGAGCGAAAUGCGUUUAGUGGACAUAGCAAUUAUUUCGAUUGAGCACAAACUUGGUGAAAAUUUGGACUACAAAGAACUCGUAACUGAGUUUGCUGCAAUCAAAGCUCGAAAAGAUUAUUAUAUUAUCGUUGCAUCACUCUUAAAAAGACCCAAAUCUCUCAGACUGUCUCUAGAGAGGAAAUCAUUGAAAAAGGCUCUUCAAGAUUUAAAAGCGCCUAAACCUGAACCCGAGCGUCUUCCACAAAUUCUAAAAAGGCCAACUGAAGCGAGAGAUGCUCGAGAGGUAGCAAAGAAAUUGAUAAAAUCUGGUGUUAUCACAGCACCAAAAACUCCAAAACGUUCAGAACAAGCUUUCAAAAGGCCUCGAGGAUUAGAGAGAAAGUUAAACAGUACAGAAAAGACAGUCUGCUCUUAUCAACCGUUUUCAGCCAGUCAACCUGAGGAUGAUGAAACUGAAGCACCCAGACCAAGAGUUAAAGAUCUGUACGAUAGUUUUGUAAGUGCACAAGACACCGAAGAUAAAGGCACGGUGGAAAAUCCAGCCCAUGCAAAGCCAGAAGUUAAGCCUAGAGGCGGAAACACAAUAUUUGUUUGUGGUUACAAAAUAUCUGAAGAUUUGUUGAAAAAACACUUUCAAACUUUUGGAAAUAUUAUAAAUAUUUCCAUGGAAAUCGAGAAAAAUCGAGGAUUUGUAACGUUUGAUAAAUCUGAUGCGGCAGAAAGGGCCAUAAAUGAAAUGGAUGGUAGCAUGGUUUCUUCUAUUCAAUUGAAAGUAUCGUUGGCAAGACGACAACCAAUAAUAGAGCCUAUAAACGAUGCGACCUCUAGUUCAAUGUGGUCUUCUGCAGCUGCUAAUUAUUCUCAGAAAAGUUCGCACAAAGACAGACGAGAUCUCAAAGUCUACGAAGAGGAACUUUUUCAGUAGUCGUUUUUGCUUACUUUUUCUUUAAUAGAUCACAAAUUUAGACGCAUCGAUCUUUUAAAUUUUGGAACAAAUCACUUUAGUUUGGUACAUUGUUCAUACUAUAGAGCUAGCCGAAAACCCCGAAGUUUCGAAACUGCGCACCAAAUCGUAUCGAUACAUAACUCGCAAUACAUGCGCCAUUCUUCUUUUACUCACUACCAAACUGCAAUCGCCCUAUUUCACCCUAACAUCUCUGGCUUAUUGUGCCUAUAUCGCAUUAAGUAUUGGUUCACGAAAAUGCGAAUUGCGUCCAUGCAAAUUUCAGUACAGAUUUUUCUCGGUGUAAAAACAGCAGUGGAUGAAUUAAUUACACAUAUUUUGAGAAGGCGUAGUUUCUGCAAUUUCUUCCACUGAAACUGAAGAAACCUGUCAUUAUUUUGUUAUUGUACACAACAAAUUGUUUCAUGAUCUCUAUUAGGCGAGAAUCGUUCAAAAAGGGAAGAAUCAUGAUUGUAAUAUGACCAAAAAAUUUGAAAAAAAAAUUUUGGUUCGUGAUAACUAAAUAUCUAAAUUGCAUGUUAUUUUGUGUUUGACCUAAAAAGGGCUUGAAUUCACUGCGAUGACAAUGUGAAUUUUUCAGAAAAAUGUACAAUUGAUCAAAUCUAAAAAACUGUGUUCUCUGCAUUUUCCAAAAAUUCUAACUUCAAAUAAACGUCUCUUUAAUUCUCUAAUUUUGUAUUAUUCUUCAUUGUCAAAAACUCUACUUACGAAAAAUUCGUUCAUUGUGGGCCUCUAGAAAAUUAGUAAAAAAAGAUAGGUAAAAAAAACAAUUAUUGACUACGAUGCGCGAAGGUAAAAUAUUAGCCGUCUUGAAAUUAUUUUUUUGGUUUUAAUUUGACUUCUAAACCUAAUUAACAAGUUCAGUUUUGCUACUAUUACUGUGAAGUACAGCAAAGGAGUCUAUGUAUAAUUAUGAAUAUAUAAAUUAGACUUCAUGUACAUAGAAAUCUAGUGAACAGUAUAUAAGAAAAAGCAAAAGAAAAGACAUAGAACUUACUGUGGUUUCAUAUAUUAAUAUAUAAUUAUUUUUUAAUUUAAUGUAAAAUUAUAUCGAUUCCAAUCAGAAUUUAAAUAUGUACCUUGGUAGUUUGCAUUUGUGAAUCUACCCUACACGAGUAUAAUUUUCUGCGGCGGACUCUAGAUUUACGAAUUUUGCUCUAUUUGAAUGUUCAAAAAGUCACCAAAUAAAAAAUGCAAUGUAUUUUUGAAAA
This is a messenger RNA of Belonocnema kinseyi, 2177 nucleotides long. RefSeq names its product negative elongation factor E (gene Nelf-E). Lineage: Eukaryota; Metazoa; Arthropoda; Insecta; Hymenoptera; Cynipidae. Gene Ontology annotation, cellular component: NELF complex. The transcript has 4 exons. Gene Ontology annotation, molecular function: RNA binding. The record is from RefSeq and is a predicted model, not a curated record. Bases 1 to 927 code for a protein of 308 amino acids. Gene Ontology annotation, biological process: negative regulation of transcription elongation by RNA polymerase II.